UCCACCAGUACAGACCGCGCACAGCGUACACAGGCAGAGCCUUUUUAAUAGACCUUCUCUGGUACAGCCUUUGGACUUCGGCACACGGUAAACUACAGUUAGCGUCCCGUCGUAAAGACUCAGUACAGAAAACUUAGAAGUUCUCCACAUAACUUUCGGCCUAUAGCUACAGUAGCCAUUUACAAGCUUUUCUUUUCAAAGAGGACGGAACAUACGUAACAUUUCCAAAGAUAUCCAAGGCAGUGUUGAGCAUUUCAACAGUUUUCAGUCUCCCGGUUUGUUGUUGUUUCACUUUUUUGUUUCGGGGACUUUUGGACUUGGACUGCAUCUCAAGCGAAGAAAACUUCACCGAACGGACUUAUUUAUUGGUCUCAAAGUAUGCGCGCCUGGACUUAAAUUUGCAAAGCCAUUUUAUACUAAACUGGAGCGGUUUUCAUGUGUCAAGGAACUACAUGGACACGAAAACUCAAGUAAGUUAGCCCUAGCUAGGUCAGUCAACCAAGUUGCUAGCUAACUUUAUUGCGCUGCUCUGGUGAAGUGAAAUCACAUCAACGCACAAGUUAAUACACAUCUCAACUCCAUGAGGAAAUUCAACGUGGGAUUUGAAUCUUUGUUGUAGUUAAAUCUUGAGGAAAAACGCUUCUCACCUCAUCCCUUGCCAUUGUACCCGACUAACCAGGACUUUCAGCAUUAUGGCAAUGAAGUCGACUGUUGCGCUUUCAGUAUUUUAUUUUCUGACCGUGAUUUUUGCCUCGGCGAAAGCAGACCCCAAGACGAAAAACUGCAAUGAUGUGAAAGAAGCAUAUAGCUCCAAAGGUUUCAAUGUCAACGAUGUACCCGACAAAGGAGUACACGGUAACCUGAAGGUGUGUCCGCAGGGCUUCUCGUGCUGCACGCUGGACAUGGAGGAGAAGCUGAAGCAGCAGAGUCACAUCGACCUGCGGGAGCCAAUCAGCCGCCUCAGUUCCAACCUGCACAGCACCUUCACACAGAGGCUGCAGCACUUUGACCGUUUCUUCCGUGAGCUGCUGGACAAUGCGGAGAAGUCACUGCACGACAUGUUCGUUCGCACCUACGGCCAAAUGUACAUCAAGAACGCAGAGCUCUUCAAGCGCUUCUUCCUGCAGUUGCGUCGCUACUACGAGCGCGGCGGCGCGGCCGUCAACCUGGACUCCAUGCUGGCCGACUUCUGGGCGGAGCUCCUGGAGCGCAUGUUCCGAUUGGUCAACGUGCAGUACGAGUUCAGCGACGACUACAUGGAGUGCGUGAGCCGGCACACGGAGCAGCUGCGGCCCUUUGGAGACGUGCCCAGGAAGCUGAGGCUGCAGCUGACCAGGGCCUUCAUCGCCGCACGCACCUUCACCAGGGGCCUGCAGCUCAUGUCCGACGUGGUCAACAAGGUCUCCACGGUGGGGCCGACCCCUAGUUGUGUGCGUGCGGGCAUGAAGAUGAUGUACUGCCCCUACUGCUCUGGGCAGGUGGCCCUGCGCCCGUGCCAGAACUACUGCCUCAACGUGCUGCGGGGAUGCCUGGCCAACCAGGCCGACCUGGACUUCGAGUGGAACAACUUCCUGGAUGCCAUGCUGGGCCUGGCUGAGAGGCUGGAGGGGCCAUUCAACUUCGAGUCGGUGAUGGACCCCAUCGACGUCAAGCUGUCCGACGCCAUCAUGAACAUGCAGGAGAACAGCAUGCAGGUCUCACAGAAGGUGUUCCAGGGCUGUGGGCAGCCCAAGGUGAGCAAGGUGUUCCGCGCCCAGCGCUCCAUCAAGGAGCCCACCUUCACGGGCCGCUUCCGGCCCUACAGUCCCGACGCCCGGCCCACCACCGCCGCCGGAACCAGCCUGGACCGACUGGUACUGGACGUGAAGAAGAAGCUGAAGCAUGCCAAGAAGUUCUGGUCGACACUUCCCGACACCGUGUGCGUGGGAGACCGCAUCGCCAGCGCAGAUGACUGCUGGAACGGAACCGCCAAGAGCAGGUACGAGUCGGUGGUGAUGAACAGCGGUCUGGCCAACCAGCUGGCCAACCCUGACGUGGAGGUGGACAUCACCAAACCCGACAUGGUGAUCCGCCGGCAGAUCGCCGUGCUCCGGGAGAUGACACAGCGACUGAAGGCGGCGCACAGCGGCAACGACCUCUCCGACGCCAACGCGGACAACGCAGACGCUGAGGAAGACGGCAGCGGCGAGGAGAGCGGCAGCGGCUGCGACUCCCCCGGCUGCGGCCCGGACACGGACAUGUACUUCUCCACGCCGGCGCCCAAGAAGCCCGAGGUGCGGCUGGUCCACACGGACCAGGACAAGAAGAGCAGCGCCAUCUCAGCCCACAUUGGAGCCCACGGCCUCCUCAUGCCUCUCCUCCUCUCCCUCCUCCUGCUCCUCGCACUGGAGACACACUGGAGAUAAGAGAGCACCCCCAUCACCAACAACAACCCACCCCAUGGAGGUUAAGGGAGAGAGAGAGAUAAAGAGAGUGACAGAGAGAGGUGUAAAGAAAGAGAGGAAUGGAGAGCAGGAAGAUGCAUACAAACAAGCAAGCAAGCAAGCAAACGAACGAACUGAGUGACUUUUAUUUUGAAGAAGAAAAAAAAGACUGCCUUCCAGACCCUCUUUGUCUGCCUGUUGAUCUGGGGGAAAAGAUUCUUAAAUGCUAUCAUCAUACCUUCACUUUUUAGGAUAAAUGUUUUUUUUAGUUUUUUUUGCUUUUUUUGUUUGUUUUGUUACUUACUUUCUUUUUCAAUCAAGACGUGGACAUUCAUAUGCUAUCAUCUGUGUGGGAUUCAGAACCGAAUAUCAAGCCCUUUUGUUAGUUUUCUGUUGUUGUUUUGUUUAGUUUUUUGUUUUUCUCCGCCAUCUUGAACAGGGUUUGUAACAUACCCCACGUCACAAGCAGUGUCUAACCCUCUGCUCAGAUUUUAAUGUUUUUUAAUUGGUGAUAGAAUAACUUUAUGGGUGUCUGGAGGGUUUGGAUGUAAAGUGUGCGCGUGCGCGUGUAUGUGUGUGUGUGCAUGUAUGCGUGUAUGUCUGCGGAUGUGUGUGUGUACGUGUGUGUGUGUGUGUGUGUGUGUGUGUGUGUGUGUGUGUGUGUGUGUGUGUUGUGUGUGUGUGUGUGUGUGUGUGUGUGUGUGUGUGUGUGUGUGUGUGUGUGUGUGUGUGUGUGUGUGUGUGUGUGUGUGUGUGUGUGUGUGUGUGUGUGUGUGUGUAAAUGAUUGUUUUUUGUAAAUACAUGCAAAAUGUUGGUCUGCCAAUUAACCUAUCCAUGUACUACAUAUUUAGAUUGAUUAAGCAACAAAAGUGUAGCAGCAAGUACUCUGUAAUCAGCCAUGGCUUUUAUAACCAGGUGUGUGCGUGCGUGUCUGUCUGGGUGUCCAUGCGCGCGCGCGCGUGUGUGUGUGUGUGUGUGUGUGUGUGUGUGUGUGUGUGUGUGUGCGUG
This is a messenger RNA of Engraulis encrasicolus (European anchovy), 3432 nucleotides long. It is a transcript of the gene gpc4, whose product is annotated as glypican 4. The record is from RefSeq and is a predicted model, not a curated record. Gene Ontology annotation, biological process: regulation of protein localization to membrane; cell migration; regulation of signal transduction. Gene Ontology annotation, cellular component: synapse; plasma membrane; extracellular region. The transcript is spliced from 10 exons. Bases 693 to 2405 code for a protein of 570 amino acids. NCBI's taxonomy places the organism in Eukaryota, Metazoa, Chordata, Actinopteri, Clupeiformes, Engraulidae.